GAGCUGGGGAGUUGCAACAUUACAUGUGUGCAGAGGAGGAAAUAGGAGCUGCAGUGUGAAGAGCGUGAAGGAGGCCCAGUGUGUGGACACACGUGACGAGGAGCAGGAGUGACGCAGAGGCGGUGUUCCCAGAGCAGGACAAGGGGUCAGAGAUGAGUGCGGCAACGCAUAGCGCCCACACUAGCGUGACCCAGGUUUAGAGACAGCCAGGCAGCGAUCGCUUCCACAGAGGCCUACUACGCACAGUCAGCUGCUGAGCGGGCGAGACUACAGUGACCAAGGGAUACUGUGUGUCAGGGAUCGCGACAUCCAGCUGGAGCUGGCAACUCGGGAAGUAUACAAAGAAUGAGGAAGUGGAAAAUCAUUUAUUGGAUUGCAGUGUGGGCGAUCUGCUUCGAUUUGACGACUACAAUAUGGAUGGCUACCUUACUCUACCGGAACUGUACACUGCAUUCCACGUUGUCGAGCUCACUCUUGAUCAGGAUAAGGAAGUCAGUAUGACAACUGUAACUGUAGGACUAAGUACUGUGCUAACAUGUGCAAUUCAUGGAACGCUACAUCCUCCCAUUAUCUGGAAGCGAAAUGGAGUCAUAUUAAACUUCUUAGAUUUGGAAGAUAUAAAUGAUUUUGGAGAAGAUAAUUCCUUAUACAUCACCAAGGUAACAACCAUUCAUAUGGGCAAUUACACAUGCCAUGCUUAUGGCUACGAUGACCUCUACCAGACACACAUCCUUCAGGUGAAUGUUCCUCCUGUAAUUAGAGUCUAUCCUGAGACCCAAGCUCAGGAACCUGGAGUGUCUGCAAGUUUGAAGUGUCAUGCUGAGGGUAUCCCUAAUCCCAAAAUAACAUGGCUGAAAAAUGGUAUUGAUGUAAUGCCAAAGGUAUCAAAACAACUAACAUUAAUAGCCAAUGGGAGUGAACUUCAUAUUUCUAGUGUCCGCUAUGAAGACACUGGAGCCUAUACAUGCAUUGCAAAGAAUGAAGUUGGGGUGGAUGAAGACAUAUCCUCUCUCUUCAUUGAAGAUUCUGCCAGAAAAACCCUUGCAAACAUUCUAUGGAGAGAAGAAGGUUUGAGCGUGGGGAACAUGUUUUAUGUCUUUUCUGAUGAUGGAAUCACAAUAAUUCAGCCACGAGAAUGUGAGAUACGAAGACAGAUCAAGCCCAGUGAGAGGAUCCUUACAAGCUAUGAGGAGAUGUGUGAAAGACUUGAAGGAAAUCCAGACCAAAUGUGCUCAUGGUCUUCAGCAAUCAAUGUGAGGGAGAAAUACAUUUAUGUCUCACAGCCAACACAGAACAGGGUUUUAAUCAUUGAUAUCCAGAUGCAAAAAGUUAAACAGACGGUAGAUGUCGAUCCUUAUCCAUCCAAAUUAUUUUAUGACAAAUCACAUGAUCAAGUUUGGAUCCUGAGCUGGGGAGACAUAAAUAAAUCACAUCCAACAUUACAGGUCAUAUCAGAAGCAAGUACCGGAGAAAGUCAGCAUAUUAUUGGCACAGCCUUUGAGGAAGUGGAUGAUUUGUUCAUUCCGCCAACCAAUCUUAUUAUCAACCACAUUCGAUUUGGCUUCAUUUUCAACAAAUCCACACCUGCAAUUCAUAAAAUUGACCUUGAAACUGUGACGCACAUUAAGACCAUCAGUUUCAAAAACUCUAGCUGUAUCCCGAAGAACCUGGCUUAUUCUCAUCUUGGCGGCUAUUAUUUUGUGCAGUGUAAACAUAACAAAUCUUUAACUGCAUUGCCUCAGGUAAUAAUUGAUAGCGUUACAGACAUCGUCAUUGGCUCUAAUGGGGAUAUAACUGGGACACCCUACAUUUCCUCAGAUGGACGUUAUUUGGUCAGCACAGAUGAAAUAAAUGGACGGAUCACAGUCCAAACAAUCACUUUCCAAGGUGAAAUUAAAUUGAUCUACGACCUACUAACAGACUUACACAUUUCUGAUGUGACUUUUCAAACAUCGUUCACAGAGGGCAAUCAGUAUUAUAUCUAUGCUGCAUCACAUCUACAAUCGGAUGUUCUGUUUGUAGAAUUGUCCUCAGGAAGGGUGGACAUGCUGAAGAAUCUUAAAGACCCAAUAGCACAAAAAGACUGGCCCUGGAAUGAAAAAAAUAGAAUAAUAAAAGACAGUGGCUUAUUCGGACAAUAUGUUAUAACACCUGCUAAGGAUUCUCUGUUUGUAAUCAAUGGGAGGCAAAGUGUUCUACAUUGUGAGGUCUCAGGAAUCAGACGGGGCAACACAGUGGUUUGGGUAGGCGAAGUAUGAAAUAGAAAAAAAAAUGUAGCCUCCACAAAAUGACUAGCAAUCGGACCUUUAUGCUGUAUAUGAGAUCAGCUAUCUUGUAUAUUUUUACACUGAAGAAAAAUCCUGUAUGAGCUUCAUGGUACAACACUGGUGUACAGCUUGCAAGUUUUAUAGUAACUUCUAAUUGCAGGAUUUUUUUAAAUUAUUUUAAAGUCUUUAUUUUGCCUUCAGUUUUUUCAAAUAAACAAAAAUAAACUAUACCACAUACAUUAUACAAAUAUCUUAAAUACUGAUUUCACACUCAUUGUAGGAUUUUUCUGUAGAACAGGUCGUUACUGUACAUUUGUGUUCAUUGAUUUUAGUCUAGCUGAAUCCAUACCCAUAACCUAUGUGAAGUACAGCAUUAUAUGCAAAGAGCUAAUGUUUAUUUCAGUAUUAUAAUUGUAGAAUACAGUGACACCUGUGUAUAGGAUUUAUUAGAGAGUUCUUUAAAGGAGGAGCAGCAGCUACAUGUUAGACAAAUCAAUACUUUAUCACUGUACUGUUUAUCAAUAAUGUACAUUAAUUAGACAAUGCUUACAACCAUUUUUUCUUUGGUGGUAACGUGGCAGGGAAACUCUGACCUUGGAGUAGCCACGUUAUGAGAAACAGGAGAGUGACAUUUCUCCCUGUCUGGGUUUUUGUACGGUUUUGUGUCUUUAUCACAUUCCUUGCUUGACUUGUUAUGUAUUAGAAUGGAGAUAGUCAAUGUACAUGAGCAUUGUGGUAGAGUGGCACAUUUGGUGCAGUGCAGUACAUCCCAUUAUUGUUCUCUGAUUAGGAAAGUGAAUGUAACAUACAUGACGGCAAAAAAAAAUAUCCCAAGAGAUUAGUCAAAUAUUUUAAUUUACAAAAUAAAUCUACAUAUUUUAGACAUUACUGUCCUUAGGUUCCUUUUUGGGGUCAGUAGAGAGACAGCAGGAUCCCGGCCACCAGAAUGCCAGCAGCAGGGUGUGUGCUAGAAAGCCCCUUGCGGGCUCGCUGUGCUCAACACACUGCAGGCACGUUGGCUCGCUGCGCUCACCACACUGGGGGCACGGUGGCUCGCAGCGCUUACCAUAGGUUAUAUUCUCCCUCUAUGGGUGUCGUGGACACCCAAAGAGGGAGAAAAGCCUGUGGUGCCGGUAGUCCAGCAGCAGCAUUUCACCACUAGAUAGGAUUCUGGCACCGGAUGCUGACUAGCGGUAUUGAAACCGCUUCCCAAACUAAUGACCACAUAAGCUGCCAAUGAGAAUAAAGAUAAAGCUUCUCAAGGCUAAGGUGGUCUCUAAGAGUAGUAAAGGAAUCAUUUUUGGAAAAUAAUAUUAUAUGAUUCCCAAGCACAUAGCACAGUGAUUCCCAAGCACAGUGCAAUCUCAGGCCUUUGUCAUAGAAAAAAGACAAGGUGACCCAACAGGUUUACAACUAACCACAUUUAGAAACCAGAUCGAGGCCCAAGCUAGGUAAACAAACAGUUUUGUUCUUGCAAAUAAUUUCUUUCAUAGAUUCUAUUUUGCAUAUAUUAUUUCUUUACUUGAAAAACUGCAUUGAAUACAGUCAAAUAAUAUUUACAGACCUUUAAAUGUAAUAAUGCGGUGUACAGAAGAUGAAAGAUUUAAAAGGGUUAAAACUCUCAUGCUAUAAAAAAAACAUACAUUUGAUAAAACCAGUGGCCAGUCACUGAAUAGAUUGGAGACAAUGGCUGGCCAUCCUGAACGGGAAUGGGUGGCUGAUGAAUGGUGGGUGGAGCUGAAGAGUGCAUUAAAUAGAAUGUUGAUUUUUUUUCCUACAUGUAGCAGUUCAACCCCUUUAGAUAUAAUCUGCUAUAUUUAUGCAAUUAUAGCACUACAAAUAACAUUUAACAUUGACAUGUUACAUGCAUACAGUGAAGGCAUAGAUUUCUAGCAAUUUGCUAGGCAGGGAUCAUUGGGAUGCAGUCAAAUACAGCCGGACGGAAUCCCAAACUCUGCAGGAUAUCCCACUCAGUUGGGGGGUUCACGCCACCAACCAAGUGGGAAUAUAACCUGUGGCGAUCGAAGCGAGCUACCAGGCCUGAAGCACAGCAAGCGCAGGGUACUCGGUGCCUCACUGUUGGGAUUCCGACAGACGGGUUGCUGCUGUCGGUAUACUAUCAGCUGUCAUCCCAUCUGUCGGUAAAACAUACCAAUUACCUGUCAUUGACUUCCCACAUUUUCCUGAGACCUGACUUCUUCAUGAGCAGUGCUUACUUUGUGGAUACAAAAAAACAGAGGAACCUAAAAAGUAGACUUGGCACAUGCUGAAUGCUAGAGAAGAUUAACAUUAUUUUUAUGCAUUAAAGAUUUUAGGGCCAACAGAUGUGUCAAGGCUCCUUUCCUGUGCACAAACGGUUCAUGAGGGACUGUUUUAUAAUGAAUUGAGACUGUAGCCCUAACAAAAUGGAUGCUGCACUGUGUAGAGUUGACAAAUCCACUUAAACCAUUUAUAGUUGAUGUGCUCAACAUUUAAUAGAACACUUCAAAUGUUUGUUCUGCUAAAAUUAUCCUGCAUCAAAAUAACAGCAAUUUUCACUUCUUGAAAUUUGAAGUCACUAACAAAAUCUUAAAAAAAAAAGUCUUACACGUGUUCGUUAUGUGGAGAUAAUUAUUUAAUGCAGCUAUAUGUGUACAGUAUUUGCUUUGGCACUCGAUUCAUUGGUUUUUUUUUAAUAGUAGAUCUUGACAAUUACCAAGGCAAUAGUUCCCCCUAGAGGCCAAUACAAAAAUUACAUCCAUUAUUUUCAAAUAGGUUUUUUUUUUUUUGCACUGAUGAAAACCUUGUGAAAGUGGUCUCUUUCCAGAAAUGACCACAACCAAAUUAAUCUAUAAUAUAGAUUCAAAAUAAAUGAAUUCUUUGAACCCCAAUUCAGUAGAAAUGUUAAUCAGUGAGGUGGUUAUUUUAUACUGCAUAAAGUAUAAAUAGAACAGGAAAAUAACUUAUUUUAAUG
Messenger RNA from Pseudophryne corroboree (corroboree frog), 5220 nucleotides. It is a transcript of the gene FSTL4, whose product is annotated as follistatin like 4. The record is from RefSeq and is a predicted model, not a curated record. The transcript is spliced from 12 exons. NCBI's taxonomy places the organism in Eukaryota, Metazoa, Chordata, Amphibia, Anura, Myobatrachidae. Gene Ontology annotation, molecular function: axon guidance receptor activity; protein binding. Gene Ontology annotation, cellular component: neuronal cell body; axon; plasma membrane. The coding region runs from base 414 to 2258 and encodes 614 amino acids. Gene Ontology annotation, biological process: synapse organization; homophilic cell-cell adhesion.